AUGGAUGGCACUGAUGACUUUUGCUUCAUGAACUUUAAAGAAAUUGUUAGAACCCUGAUCAUAAGUGGUAAUUCACGGAGACUGCGUGAAAUAAUUGACAGAGUCUUCGUGAACAUACCAAAUGUCAACAGUGAGUCUCUGGCUGAAAUACAGAGUAUUCAGAUUGAAGAAACUGCAGUGAACCUGUGGAACUGGACAGUUACUAGGAGAAUAGAAUUGUCUGUGAGUGAAAGCCAGACAGCUAAGUUAUGUUAUGUUGCUUGCAAGCUGGUAUAUAGGUAUGGAAUCUUAAUUUCUUCUGAAGAAGCUCUUCAAAGACAGAUAUGGAUGAAUAUGAAAACAGGAAAAGAAUGGUUGGAUACUGGAAAUGCCCCGAUUGCUGAUGAAUUUUUUCAAGCUGCCAUGGCUGAUCUGGAGAAAUUAUAUGUCAAAUUAAUGCGGAGUUGCUACACUGAGGCCAACUUGACCAUGCAUAAGGUCACAGUGGAGAAGGGUAUCUUCUGCACACUUUCUUUUCAAGCUGAGUCAGCUGUUGCUCAAGGGGAUUUCAGGAAAGCAUCUCUGUGCGCGUUACGUUGUAAAGAUAUGCUGAUGAGGCUGCCUGAAAUGAUUGAAUAUCUUCAUAUACUCUGUUACAACUUUGGAGUAGAAACACACAAGCAGAAUAAAUAUAAAGAGAGUUCAUUCUGGCUUAGCCAAAGCUAUGAAAUUGGGAAGAUGGAUACAGAUUCUGUUGAACCAGAAAUGCUGGCUAAGGCUCUGCGAUUACUGGCCACUGUUUAUUUGGAUUGUAAUGAUGAAGAACAUUAUGGUAAGGCCCUCAUUGCUGUACGUCUAGCAAACAAGGAACACUUAGAUCCAGCUGGGCUUUUCUUAAAGAUGAAAAUCCUCAUGAAAAACAAAACAUGUAAUGGAGAACUCCUUGAAGCAGCAAAAGACAUUUUAGUGAUCAAAAACCCAUUGUCAUUGUUCUUGUCAACUCAAUUUCUUUUGGAUGUGAAAAGAGAUUCUGUUGGGUUUUCUUUUCUGAGGAUCAUCUCUGAUCAUUUUAAGUUGGCAGAAGAUAGUAGGAAAGUUGAAUUGUUCUGCAUCGACAUGCUUUUACAGAAAGAUCAAGUCCUGAUUGCUGAAGAGAAGAUUAAAGAAAUCCUUAGAGGUCACCAAACAAGAAGUCAACUGACAAGGGAUCUAGUAAAUUGGUUACACAACAUUCUGUGGGAAAAAGCUGCCAGAAGUUUUAAGGUUCAAAAUUAUACUGAUGCUUUACACUGGUACAGCUAUUCUCUGAAGUUGUAUGAAUGUGAUCAAGAGAAGCUGGAUUUGGUCAAGCUGAAGAGGAACAUGGCCUCCUGUUACUUACAUUUGAAACAACUUGAUAAGGCUAAAGAGGCAGUAACAGAAACUGAGCAACAGGAUCCUACAAACAUUUUCACUCAGUUUUAUAUAUUCAAGAUUGCAGUCAUGGAGGGCAACUCUGACAGAGCUUUACAGGUGGUCCGUACUUUAGAGAAAUUAUUAACAGAUGAAGAACUGGAUGAUGAUGGUCUAUUUGAAAGUGAAGUUUCACCUACCAAAAUCCUAAGUUUGGCUAUACAGUUUGCUCUAGAGAAUGGGCAACAAUUUGUGGCAGCCAAAGCUUUGGAAUGUUUAUCUCAACUUUCAGAAGACCCAAAAGAAGUACUUGGAGCUUUAAAGUGUCUGGUUCGAAUUAUUCUUCAACAAGUUUCUCGUAUGCCAGAAUCUGAAAAUAAAAAGAAAGAAAUGGACAAACUUCUGACUUACUUGAACACAGCACUCCUGAAAUUUUAUCAGUGUUUUGAUGAAGAUCCUUCAACUUUGGAUUCUAGAGUUAAUGAUGCCAAUUGGUUCAGAAAAAUAGCUUGGAACUUAGCUCUGCAGUCUGCGAAGGAUCGAGAGACAAUGAAAAACUUUUUCAUGGUUUCCUAUAAGCUGUCCCUUUUUUGUCCUUCUGAUCAAGGACUACUGAUUGCACAGAAAACAUGUUUACUCGUAGCAGCUGCAGCUGAUCUAGAGCAAGGAAGAAAAGCUCCAACAACUUAUGAGCAGGUAGUGUUACUGAGAAUGUCACUUGAGCACACCCAGAAAUGCAAAAUUGUCUGGAAUCGCCUGAAACAAACAGGAGACUUCUCGGGUGAUCACUGUGGAACAAUGCUUCUGUUGUAUGAGUUUGAAGUUAAGACCAAAACGAAUGACCCAUCACUGUACAGCUUCCUGGAUUCAGUAUGGAAAAUGCCUGAUAUAGAAAGCAGAACACUUGAAACAAUAGCGUUACUAGCUAUGGAUAAGCCUGCACACUAUCCUGCUAUUGCACGGAAGGCCUUGACAAGACUUUUAUUCAUCCACAAAAAUAAACAGCCAAUUGAUGUUUUGAAAUACAGUGAAUGCAUGCGCAACUUGAUUGAACUCUUGGUGUCAGAUGCAGUAUCAAGUAUAGUUCUGUAUUCUCUGAGAGAGAUUUGGGACCAUUUAAAAAAUGCUCUGAGCCUCAUUAGCCAAACUGAGGGCUACCCAGAAGAGGAGAUUCUCUGGCUAAUGAUCAAGUCUUGGAAUACUGGAAUAUUGAUGUACAGCAGGAACAUGUACGAGUCUGCAAAAAGAUGGGCUGGCCUGGCACUGGAUUUCCUUGGCCACCUUGGCUCCCUCAAAACAAGCUAUGAAGCUAAGGUGAAUCUUCUGUAUGUCAACCUCAUGGAAGCAUUAGACAAAAGAUGGGAGUUAAGAUCUGCAGAGAUGGCUGAGCGGUUAAGAGCACUGAUUGAGCCUCCCAAGGACCCAGGUUCAGUUCCCAGCACCCACACGACAGCUCGCCACCAUCUGUAA
Molecule: messenger RNA, 2841 nt
Organism: Microtus ochrogaster (prairie vole)
Lineage: Eukaryota; Metazoa; Chordata; Mammalia; Rodentia; Cricetidae
Gene: Tex11
Product: testis expressed 11
Exons: 31
Coding region: 1-2841 (946 amino acids)
Biological process (GO): male meiosis chromosome segregation; meiotic cell cycle; synaptonemal complex assembly
Cellular component (GO): central element
Molecular function (GO): protein binding
Source: RefSeq, a predicted model, not a curated record